Molecule: messenger RNA, 2049 nt
Organism: Myotis daubentonii (Daubenton's bat)
Lineage: Eukaryota; Metazoa; Chordata; Mammalia; Chiroptera; Vespertilionidae
Gene: DPM1
Product: dolichyl-phosphate mannosyltransferase subunit 1, catalytic
Biological process (GO): GPI anchor biosynthetic process; dolichol-linked oligosaccharide biosynthetic process; protein O-linked glycosylation via mannose
Cellular component (GO): endoplasmic reticulum membrane
Molecular function (GO): dolichyl-phosphate beta-D-mannosyltransferase activity
Source: RefSeq, a predicted model, not a curated record
GCUUACGUCAUUCCGCUUCCGGCGUCUCGCGGAGUUCCGUCAUGGCCUCCAAGACAGCGAAUCGUACCCCUCCGAGGUCUCGUCGGGAGCCGGCGGGGCGCCCCCCGGGACGGGACAAGUACUCGGUGCUGUUGCCCACCUACAACGAGCGCGAGAACCUGCCGCUCAUCGUGUGGCUGCUGGUGAAAAGCUUCUCCGAGAGUGGAAUCGACUAUGAAAUUAUAAUCAUAGAUGAUGGGAGCCCAGAUGGGACAAGAGAGGUUGCUGAACAGUUGGAGAAGAUCUAUGGAUCAGACAAAAUUCUUCUAAGACCACGGGAGAAAAAGUUGGGACUAGGAACUGCAUAUAUACAUGGAAUGAAACAUGCCACAGGAAACUAUAUAAUUAUUAUGGAUGCUGAUCUCUCACACCAUCCAAAAUUUAUUCCUGAAUUCAUUAGGAAGCAAAAGGAAGGUAAUUUUGACAUUGUCUCUGGAACUCGCUACAAAGGAAAUGGAGGUGUUUAUGGCUGGGAUUUGAAAAGAAAAUUAAUCAGCCGUGGGGCCAAUUUUGUAACUCAGAUUUUGCUGAGACCAGGAGCAUCUGAUUUAACAGGAAGUUUCAGGUUAUAUCGAAAAGAAGUUCUACAGAAAUUAAUAGAAAAAUGUGUUUCUAAAGGCUACGUUUUCCAGAUGGAAAUGAUUGUUCGAGCAAGACAGUUGCAUUAUACUAUUGGCGAGAUCCUACCAGAAAUGAAUACCAGAGUAUUAAACCAUUGGUGCCAUUUUGAACAUUGCCUAUUCCCAUAGUUCAGCGGUUCUCAACCUGUGGGUCGCAACCCCUUUGGGGGUCGAACGACCCUUUCACAGGGGUCACCUAAGACCAUUGGAAAACACAUAUAUAAUUACAUAUUGUUUUUGUGAUUAAUCACUAUGCUUUAAUUAUGUUCAAUUUGUAACAAUGAAAAUACAUCCUGCAUAUCAGAUAUUUAUAUUACUAGAGGCCCGGUGCAUGAAAUUCAUGCACGGGAGGGGAGGUGUCCCUCAGCCCGGACUGCACCCUCUCCAAUUCAGGACCCCUUGAGGGAUGUCCGACUUGCAAUCCGGGACCACUGGCUCCUAACCACUCACCUGCCUGCCUGACUGAUCGCCCCUAACCACCUCUGCCUGCCUGCCUGAUCACCCCUAACCGCCUCUGCCUCAGCCCUCGCCACAGUGGCUUUGUCUGGAAGGACAUCCGGAAGCUGUCUGGUCUAUCAGUCUAAUUAGCAUAUUACCCUUUUAUUAGUAUAGAUGUUUCAUAACAGUAGCAAAAUUACAGUUAUGAAAUAGCAACGGAAAUAAUUUUAUGGUUGGGGGUCACCACAACAUGAGGAACUGCAUUAGGAAGGUUGAGAACCACUGCCAUAGUUGAAUCCAUAGGGGACAUUCCAGUAAGGGUCUCUACUGUUGCAUUUCCCUUUUACACAGAGCUGUGCAGGGCGCACCAGGGAUCCACCUUCCUCAGGACUUCUCUCAUCAUUAAUUACUAGAAAAAUCAUCACUGUUUUAUGUAAAAUUGCUUUUAAGCUAACAUAAAGAAAUACAAUAUCCUUUUUAAAAGUAUUUAGAAUCUGUUUUCAUUCAUCCAAACCCAAAGUUGUUUUCAUUGUCAAGGAUCUGGAGCAGAGAUGAACUAAGUACCUCAGAGAACCCACUAGAAGUAAUGCCUUCUCAGACCUCCACUAGAGUAGAUACCUUUUGCCUUUUUAAUCUUUUCACUUUUUAUUCCCACAAUCAUUACAACAUUAUGACUUAUUGAAGUUUACACUAAAGUAUUUGAGCAGUGAAGACUUUCACCAUUUGGAAGUUAUUAGAAAAGAAUCUGGACUAUUUAGAUACAUUUUUGUACUAAAUGUAGUGACUUAAAACACUAAAAUCAUUUACAUGUGAAUCCAGCAUCCCUUUUUACUUUGUGAAUGAGGCCAAGGAUGAAAUCCAGAUGUUCUUCCUUAGUAUUAUCACUAUGAAAUAUAAGUAUAUCUAAGGAAAGCUAAACUUAAUAUUAAAAAAUUUGCUUAUUUCAUAUUCA